Messenger RNA from Leucoraja erinaceus (little skate), 8276 nucleotides. RefSeq names its product serine/threonine-protein kinase/endoribonuclease IRE1-like. Gene Ontology annotation, cellular component: IRE1-TRAF2-ASK1 complex. Lineage: Eukaryota; Metazoa; Chordata; Chondrichthyes; Rajiformes; Rajidae. The transcript is spliced from 22 exons. The record is from RefSeq and is a predicted model, not a curated record. Bases 82 to 3039 code for a protein of 985 amino acids. Gene Ontology annotation, biological process: mRNA processing; protein phosphorylation; intrinsic apoptotic signaling pathway in response to endoplasmic reticulum stress. Gene Ontology annotation, molecular function: protein serine/threonine kinase activity; ATP binding; RNA endonuclease activity.
UUGGCGGACCCGGGCCGCCGAGUGACGGCGGGUGUCGGCAGAGCCGCCAGCAGUCGCGGCGCGGCUCGGCUCGGCUCGGCCAUGUCCGGUUCACGGGCUAUCGGAGACUCGCUGCUGCCGCCCGCCCGCCUCCUCAUGUUGUUGUUGAUGUUGUUGUUGUUGGCGGCGGGGAAGUGCUGUGGAAGUUCAGGCACGGUGCUGCCCGAGACACUACUAUUUAUAUCAACUCUGGAUGGAAGCUUGCAUGCUGUUAGCAAACAAACGGGCUCAAUCAAAUGGACCCUGAAAGAAGAUCCUGUGCUUCAAGUGCCCAUGCAUCUAACUGAACCGGCAUUUCUUCCCGAUCCUAACGAUGGCAGCCUCUAUACACUGGGAGGGAAAAACAAUGAAGGACUAACUAAACUGCCGUUCACGAUUCCUGAAUUGGUUCAGGCCUCACCGUGCCGAAGUACUGAUGGUAUAUUGUACAUGGGAAAGAAGCAGGACAUCUGGUACGUUGUCGACCCGAUGACUGGUGUAAAGCAGCAGACUUUAACAGCAUCUUUUGCAGAGAGCAUGUGUCCAUCUACACCUCUGCUGUACCUUGGACGUACAGAGUACAUGAUCACCAUGUACGACACCAAGAACCGGGAGGUGCGCUGGAACGCCACCUACUUUGAUUACUCAUCCACGCUGCCCGAUGAAGACACUGAAUACAAAAUGCUGCACUUUGCAUCAAACGGAGACGGGCUUGUGGUGACGGUGGACAGUGAGUCGGGCGAUGUUCUGUGGAUCCAGAAUUACGCCUCCCCCGUGGUGGCCGUGUACAUCUGGCAGCAGGAGGGGCUGAGGAAAGUCAUGCACACCAAUGUCGGCAUUGAAACUCUCCGCUACCUCACGUUCAUGUCGGGGGAGGUGGGACGCAUCACCAAGUGGAAGUACCCCUUCCUGAAAGAGGCGGAAACCAAGCAAAAGCUGAUGCCGACUCUGUACGUGGGGAAAUACUCCACCAGUCUGUACGCAUCAUCGUCAUUGGUCCAUGAAGGAGUGGCUGUUGUGCCACGAGGCAGUGCCUUCCCACUACUUGAAGGUCCUAAAACAGAGCACGUUACAAUCGCAGACCGUGGAGAAUGUGACACCACCCCCAGUAUCAACGUUAACUUCGCACCAGGUGUCAAAAACACAAUCGAUUAUCUAAGGAACCAGUGGUUUCUGAUCGGUCACCAUGAACUGCCACUGGCAGCACACACCAAGAUCCUCAACGACUUUCCUGAAAAUGUGCAGAAAAUUCCCGACAACAUCAUCGCCACCAGCCCGCAGAAUGACCUAUUUGAAGAUCAUUACCCAAGCAUUGAUGAAGUUGCGGAGGACUUUGACAUUCUUAACGGCCUCAACGAAAAAUACAGCACAUCGCAGCCAAAGCACGAGGCUCCUGUGGACUCUGUGCUGAAGGACAUGGCCACCAUUGUCUUCAGUACCUUUCUGCUGGCUGGAUGGGUGGCCUUUGUCAUCACCUACCCUAAGACUGUGCAGCAGCAGCAACAGUUGCAACAUGAGCAGUUUCAGAAGCACCUGGAGGAAAGGCUGGAGCUCAUGCAGAAGCGGCAACUCAUUUUCCGCCCCCCCAUCCUAGGCCCAGGGUCCGACUUUGUGGAAACGCCGCGACUGAGGACGGAGAGUUCCAGCACCAACACUCCCAGCGUGUCACCUCGAGUGUCCAACCAUUCCGUGUAUUCCAACCACUCCAUCUCCGAGUUCGGCAGCUCCGCCACGGAACAAGAAGAUGGAGAUGACGAUUCUGAUAUGGUGAGAGUUGGGAAGAUUGUGUUUCAUCCAAAGGAUGUCCUGGGACAUGGAGCUGAAGGAACGAUUGUAUUCAAGGGCAGGUUUGAUGAUCGAUACGUGGCGGUCAAGAGGAUCUUGCCCGAAUGCUUCAGCUUCGCGGACCGCGAGGUGCAGCUUCUGCGCGAGUCGGACGAGCACCCGAACGUGAUCCGUUACUUCUGCACCGAGAAGGACCGGCAGUUCCAGUACAUAGCCACGGAGCUGUGCACUGCUACUCUGCAGGAGUAUGUUGAACAAAAGGACUUUGAUCGCCAUGGCUUGGAGCCUAUAAUUCUUCUUCAACAAACCACAUCCGGCCUGGCCUAUUUACACUCGCUCAAUAUCGUUCACAGAGACCUGAAACCGCACAACAUUUUAAUCUCCAUGCCCAAUGCCCAUGGCAGAGUGAAGGCCAUGAUCUCUGAUUUUGGUCUGUGCAAGAAGCUGGCAGUGGGCAGGCACAGCUUCAGCCGCAGGUCUGGAGUACCCGGCACGGAAGGCUGGAUUGCCCCAGAGGUGCUGAACGAGGACUGCAAGGCAAACCCGACAUGUGCGGUGGACAUUUUCUCUGCUGGCUGCGUGUUCUAUUAUGUAAUCUCGGAAGGGAGUCACCCCUUUGGCAAGGCCCUGCAGCGACAAGCCAACAUUUUACUGGGUGUCAGCAACCUUCAAUGUUUCAAACCAGAUGCACACGACGAUAUUAUUGCUCGUGACUUAAUUCAAGAGAUGAUAAACAUGGACCCUCAAAAACGCCCCUCGGCCAAGUGUGUCCUGAAAAACCCUUUCUUUUGGAGCCUUGAGAAGCAGCUUCAAUUUUUCCAGGAUAUCAGUGAUCGAAUAGAAAAGGAACCUCUGGAUGGACCAAUAGUGAGAGAACUCGAACGGGGAGGGCGAAGUGUGGUUCAAGGUGACUGGAAAGAGCAUAUCACCGUCCCUCUGCAGACAGAUCUCAGAAAAUUCCGAUCGUAUAAAGGGAGCUCGGUGCGAGAUCUGCUGCGUGCAAUGAGGAACAAGAAACAUCAUUAUAGGGAAUUGCCCGAGGAUGUACGUGAGACUCUGGGCUCGGUCCCGGACGAAUUUGUUUGCUAUUUCACUCUCCGUUUCCCCCACUUGUUACUCCACACGUACUUGGCAAUGCGGAUCUGCAGCCAGGAGAGAGUGUUUCAUCCGUACUACUACCAGGAGGCAGCGGAACUGAGACAGUUGCCACCGUUCGUGACUGACAACUUCCAAUAGACCAAGGGAUGGAAGGUUGAAAGGGAAAUGUUUCAGUUUGUAAAUGCAUUCCAGCCGCGAGGCCUUCAAAGGGCAACGUGGCAACGUGUGAAGAGACUACUCCUGGCGGUCUGACACUUACAAAAUAGACAUGUCGACAAGCCAAACCUCAAAGUGCCUAUUAAAGCUGCAGGAUAAUCUGAGGCAGAAUGUGAAUGCAGUUCUCCAGUUAAUGGAGCUGCAGUUUGACUGCCUCUACAUCUUUAAUACAAGUCAAUAUUUUCCUCACAGGAAGAACAUUUUUUUUUUAUGAAGUAAAACAAAAGUCGUGGUGACAAAUGCCACCAGUUCUGGGCUGUUACGUGCUUUAUUGUUUCGGUGAAGAAGGAGGAUAUCAGCCAAGUUAUAAUCCUGAAGUAUAAAUGUGUUUCUUGGUUACGGCUGCUCCUAGGAUUGGAGCAUGUCCGACACCAUUGUGGAUCAAUUUACCUGGAUGGAUAGGGCAGAUCAGCACAGUAUCGUGUGAACCGCAACAUUUCUCAGUCCAUUGAUCAUUUCCCAUAAACAGGACAACGAACGACUAAAUCAGCAGGAGAUUGGUUAUCCAGACAAAACAAUGAGCCCAUUGAAAGCUGUGCUUUCAGACCUCCUUGAGUAGAGGUUUGUUCUGGGGCACUGUCCUUAUUUAAAGUCUCAAAUUUAUAGCUUUAUAUAACUCUGCACUGUUUGUAAUCCUUUUUCAUCUUUAAGUCCAAAUGCAGGUGAUCAUUCCCUAAGUUUACACUCGAGUUGAAUGACAGUGUUCUUCACACUCUUAUCCAUGUAGCCAAAGCAGUCCACAUGCCUGUUUAAAUGGGGGCAAAAUGUACCAAAGGCUUGUUACCCUGUGCCCGCUCGAGCUGCACACAGCAGCAUAUCAUGGUCAUAGCAAUGCACGUGGAUUAGGCUCCACUGGCAUUACUUACCCUUCUCAUGUUAAACACAUUAACUACUGUAUUUUCAGAUAAAACAAUAGAUAAUAGGUGCAGUAGGAGGCCAUUCGGCCCUUCGAGCCUAUUCAAUGUGAUCAUGGCUGAUCAUCCAAAAUCAGUACCCCGUUCCUGCUUUCUCCCUAUAUGCCCUGACUCCGCUAUCUUUAAGAGCCCUAUCUCGCUCUCUCUCUUGAAGGUAUCCGGAAGACCGGCCUCCACCGCCCUCCACACUCACAACUCUGCCAUCCUAAAUAGUUUCUCCUCCCUCUUUGUUUCCCUCCCCAAGCUCCCGUGCACGGUUUCUGAUCUGAGGCAGCACAAAAUCCAGGUGUAGUGUUCAUCGGGACAGGACCAUGCGGCUACCAAGCAACCGUAUCCUAUCCUUUGUGUACUAUUGUCACUGUGUGCUACCUGGUCUCUGCUCGAAUACCGUCUGACAGAAGGGCCAUGAUCACCACCUCACACGGAACAUAAAUCCCACUGCUCUUCCCAGUGGCAGCAGUCCUUGUUGUAAACAAAAGAUGGACACAAAAUGCUGGAGAAACUCAGCGGGUGAGGCAGCAUCUAUGGAGAGACAUUUUGUCGCCUAUUCCUUUUCUCCAUAGAUGCUGCCUCACCACUGAGUCUCUCCAGCAUUUUUUAUCUCCCUUCGAUUUUUCCAGCAUCUGCAGUUCUUUCUUAAUCAACUGGUAGUAAACAAUCUGUAUUUGGGACUUUGAGUGGGAAAUGGUUUUUCACAACACAGUGCAGUCUAUGUUUUAAUUAUCUGCAUAAUCCUUUUAUGGUGCUGAUAAUUAAAAGGAGUAAUUUAUUUAUUUAUUGGGGGGGUUAUCUUUAUAUCUGGUGAGUGAUAGAUUUGACUUUAUAAUGUUUAAUGUAUGUUCAGAGCUGAUUUUAAAGUACGCGUUUUCUGCAUAGUUUCAAAUUUAUUUGUUUGCAAUGUAAGAUGUUUCUGCUGAGUGUUAAUAUUCUGUUGGUUUGUUAGUUGUGAAAAAUAAUGUGAAAAUAAUGAGCAUUGCCUUCACUCUAAUAAGAGUAUGUGUAAUGCGAUCGGGCUUGGUUCCUUUAUAUUUUGGCAAUUGCACUAAACGAUUUAAUCUGUCUGUAGCUUUAAUGGUUCAUAUGAAGCAGUUCCAUGGAUAUGAUUCAUUUUGUUUUACAUGUCAUGAAUCUGAAUUGCUGAUAACUAACGAUUUUCCAUUCUGAGGUCAGUAGAAUAGUGAUUUAAGCUUUCAAAGUGCAUUUGCACAACCCGUUUCUCCCUCCAUCCCUCCAGUGAAAAACAUUGCCGUUACUAACAUUGUUUCACCUGUUCAAACACACUUACAUUUCUGAAAAUUUCAAUUCUGACACAACAGCUUUUGUCAUGUUUCUGGUUUAUGGACCUUGGAUGUGAGCAGCCAUGAUGUGAUGGGGUGGGCAGGGGGGGGCAGGCUUAAUAGCCCUGCCCCACGGUACGAGUUCAUUCCAUGAGCUCUCCCGAGUUUAAAAAAAAAUCAAAUACAGUGAAGCUCUUUCUUCCCAAUAACCCUUUCUGGCUUAAGCCCUCCCUUCACCACCUCCAGUUUAAAUUCCAGUUGGAAUAUUUUGGAGGACCAAGUAACCAAGAACCAAGAAGAAGAAGAGCGGGGUACGUUGGAGCUCAGGGACGUCUCUUAGCGGCUCGUAACGCUAAUGGCAGGUACUAGGGAAGACUCGCUAACGGCAGGUAAGCACGGGAAGACUCGAGAAGAUUUUUCAACAUGUUGAAAAAUGUCCACAAGAGCCCCGAGUACCGACGAAUGGCCAUUACCGUAAAUCUCCGAGUUCGAAUCAGGGCAAACUCGGGAGAGCUCUUGGAAUGAACUUGCACCGUGGGACAGGGCUUUUAGGGAGUAAAUGGUCCACACCUGCCCAUCUGUUCAAUCACAUACAGCUGGAUGUAAGCUGCAGUCUGAUCCUGGCAUCAAGAGUCAAGAGCUUUAUCGUCAUGUGCCCCAUAUAGGACAAUGCUUGCUUGCUGCAGCACAUCAUAAUAUGUAAACAUACUACAUAAUGGGAGAAGAAAAAAAGAUCAGUGUGUAUCGUCAGAUGUGAUAAUUUCUCUACCCUACACAUACACACUAAUCCUUACAUGCUAAGCAAUUAGUUAAUGUCGAAUAAAGACACUCUGUCUUAAAAUGUAAAAUUAGUUGAAAUUGCAUCUUUUACUUUACUUCCACGAUGUGAUCUGUUAAUUCCCAACAUGCUGAACUGUACUGCAGGGGCAACAUGCUACUAGUGGAGUAUUUCUCCAUUUGUAUGAGACGGGUAUUAGCUGCCAGUUAUCAGCUUUCCUGCUCAAUAUUGCAAUACGUUGGCUGGUAGCCACUUCCUUUCUCAACAAUAUCCUGGCCACUCUGGUUUGGGGAACGUGGACAUGUUGCCAAUCAGAUUGAGACCAUCCAGACAGCUGGUUGACUCUGUCCCUUAGCCCACUGGCCACAUUUUCCCAAGCGAUUGCUCCCAUGUCCUUGUGCAUUAGCCUCCUGCUCCUUUCAACCUAUUCCCACUAACCUGCUGUACAGCGACUUCUCUGCCUGGCCUCAGAGACAGCUAAUAUCGGUAAUGGUUCACUCUCUUCCAUACAGUUGUCUUCUUUAAAGCUGAUGUCACCACCGCUCUAAGUUGUUGGCCUCCGACUACAGCCUCUCCUCCAAACCCCUUGGUUUAGUUUCAGUUCAGUUUAUUGUCCCGUGUACCGAGGUACAGUGAAGAGCUUUUGUCGCGCGCUAACCAGUCAGCGGAAAGACAACACAUGAUUACAAUCGAUCCAUUUACAGUGUAUAGAUACAUGAUAAGGGAAUAAUAACGUCUAGUGCAAAGUGAAGCCAGCAAAGUCCGAUCAAGCAUAUCCGAAGGUCAUCAAAGAGGUAGAUAGUAAUUCAGCACUGUUACUCUGGUCCUAAACUCUCACCUCUCAAUCCACUGCAUUGUUUCUGAACUUCUUCCAUUCAAAAGCCCUCUGGCCCUGUCGUUGACGUUUUUAUUAAAUUGAUAAUCAUGUGCUGGGUAUUAUGAUCUAUCUUCCCCUUCAUCUUCAAACCAUUGCAGCCUUUACAUGGUUGGCCAAACCAAUCUCCCGAGGGGACCCUCCAUUCCUGUUCAGCUGGGUGAUGUUCACAGCACCCACACAAUUGGCUUCUCCUGCUUACUGAAGUGUCCACUCGUUGGUUGUAACAUACUCAAUCUUUUCAGAUUUUGCCAGGGCCUCACUAUCUCUCUCUAAUCCUCUCCAGCCCUCCAAGACAACCACGCUCUUCCUGUUCCCAACUUCCGAGCAUCCUCUAUUUAAUUCUUUCCGAACCACAUCUAGUCUUCUUUCCUCCCUCUCUCUCUCUCUCUGGCUGAAGGGCCUGUUUCUAUGCUGUAUGACUAUGUCUUGGAGAUGAAACAUUCCGACAUAAAUGAGCUGGCAGCUAACAACAAUAACUUGUCGUUGCCCAAUGUAAUAGAAUUACAGCAGCAUGUGCUGAUCACGUAAAAUAAUUGAUGCAUCAUUUCCCUAAAUUAAAGCUUACAGUUAUAAUACAGAAAGUUUCUGUUCCACGUGGCAAGUGAAUGUGCUUUCAUUGGAUGUUCUAAGUCCGCAGAGUUUGUAGAAGAAUGGGAGUGGUCCAUUGAUGUCACAAUCUGCCAUCAAGUAGCUGUUUAGAUGACUGGUGUCUACAGUAGGUAAACGCUUAAUUCUAGUUGACUUGUCCUCAAAUAAUCUGACAACAGUGCCUUUAUGUGGCCGUGAUUAGAGUGAUGGGUCUGUUCAGGAAAAACAACGAACGGCUGAAACUACAGCAGUCUGUGUCCUGCCGACAACUGAAACGACAAGCUCAUUAACUGCUCAACCAUAGACAUGUGGCAACAAGCAGUUAAGUCCUUCUGGAGUGACUGAGCAAUGAGCUGGACCGAACUCAUGAAUUUGUCAUGUGAAGUUUACCGAUAAUAUGCAAUGUUUAUAAAAAUAGUAUCGGCUGCUGUGAAAGGAAGAUGCAGCAAUUCUAAUUACGUUAUCGUGCGAGUACAAAUCUGAUCCAAUGAAAAGAUAUGUAACCGAUAUAUGUUUUGGUAUGAAUUGUGAAAAGCAUGAAUCAUUUUGGAUGUGUCCAAGAAAUAAGCAACUGCUGAAUGGAACUUUUUUUACUGGAUUUCUGAAUUAUUUCUGAAUUGUUUUAGACUUGCACAAUUGCAAUGGUAAAUCAUGCUUUAAAAUACUGGGAAUGUAAUUUUUUUAAUCUGUUGCUCUGGGUUAAUGCAAUAAAAUAUUGGACUAUA